CCAGUGGCUGCUGAGUUGUUGUGGAGGACACUUGGUUGUGCAGAGAUGGACACAAGGAGGGCGAGGACGAGUGAUGACUCAGCAGCUCUGAAGCCUUAUAAAGAGACCACCCGUCCAGGUCCGUCACAGCAGAGACCACCAUGGCCCGACUGCUGAGCGUCUUAUUCAUCCUGGUCUUCUUCUUCUUCUCCGAGACGCUCCCGGCCAAGCCUUCAGGGUACCAACUGGACUCGCACGCUCUGACGCCAUGCCAGGCACUGAGGGGAGGGGCCAAUGUCCCGCAAUGUACACAAGAUGGAGGCUUCAGGCCUGUGCAAUGCAGUGGGCAAGACCAGACGUGUUGGUGCGUGGAUGCUGAUGGACAGGAGGUGCCUGGGACGCGAACCAACGGUUCCAUUCCUCAGUGUGCAACGGCAUGCCAGCUGCAAUCCACCCUGCGGUGCUCACCGUCGGGACAUUUCCUGCCAGUGCAAUGUGACUCCAGCAGGGGGCAGUGUUGGUGCGUGGACCGGGAUGGCAUGGAGCUGUACGGGACGCGGCAGAGAGGGACACCGCACCGAUGCCCCGGCAGUUGCGAAGUGAGAGCGAGGCAACUCCUUCAUGCCACCGCAUCGCCUUCACCAUCUUUGCUGCCUCAGUGCUCAGAGGAUGGCAACUUCCUUCCUGUUCAGUGUAAACUGAUCAACAUGACGGACAGGCAGGAGUUGGACCUUCUGCACGCCUUUAACACCUUCCCACAAGCCUUUGCGACAUUCACCGCUUUCAGGAAGUCUUUCCCGCUGGUCUCCUCUUACUGUUUCUGCUCAGACAGCGUGGGCCACGAAAUGGCCAACACAGGUGUGGAGCUCCUCCUCUCCAACGUGUAUGACUCCGCUUUCUCUGGACCCAACUUGGCUCACUCCUUCUCCGAGUCCAACGUGUACAAGGUGCUGCACAGGAGGACGCUGGGGGUUCUCCUGGCCAUCAGCGGACGCUUCAGAUGUCCUUCGCCCUGUGAGGAGGAGCGGCGGGCAGCGACAGAGGCGUCCAACGUCUUGGUUCCAUCCUGUGAGGAGGGCGGGGCCUUCGCCUCAAAGCAGUGCCAGCAGGGGCAGUGUUGGUGCGUCGACCCCACAGGGGCGGAGCUUCCUGGGACGCGGCAACAUGGAGAUAUCUUGUUUUGUGGUUUGAGCGUGACAAACGACUGUCGCUCUCAGCGGCGUGCGGCACUGGCCCGCUUGUUCACGGGCCCACUGGAACCUCGUCUUCCUGUCUCCUCGGGAGGACAAGCUGCUUCCUGUCGUGCCCUCCUCCGGCCAAUCAGGGAUCUGCUUCCUUCGGAGGCGGAACCUACUUCCUUCUUGUCGGUCAUGGUAGAAGUCCUCCACGGGCUCUUCCCCUCAGUAGACGGGGCCUUGGAGGCACUGGCUCGCUCCUCCCCUCGACGCUUCCAGGAGAAUCUGUUUGGAGGAAAGUUCCUGAAGAAUGCCGCCAACUUCAACUUGACCGGCGCCGUGGGAACCCAAGGAGUCGUCCGCUUAGACCCGCCCUCCUCUCUGCACAAACAUCAGAACCUGGUUCGCUCUGUCAGCAAAGCCCUUGAGGACCCUGCCUUCCUUUCCGGACUCCACCACAUUCUGAAGGCAGUGAGCAGCUCUGGCUCCGCAUCUCUGCGUCAGGUCCUGACACCUAUGAUGGCUUCCUGCUCGACAGAAAGCAAACACAAUACGGCAUCCAUCUUGGUUCCCAGCUGCACACCAAACGGCAGCUUCCAGGAUGUUCAGUGUCAGGGCAGCGAGUGCUGGUGUGUCACAUCACAAGGUGAAGAGAUCACGGGGUCGCGAGUUGUCAGCGCCAGGCCUCGAUGUCCAUCACGCUGCGAAAGAGCACGAACGGCGGCGCUGACGCUAAAAGAGAAGAUGGCGGCGGGCGCUGUCGUCCAAAUCCCUGAGUGCUCCGAGGACGGAGACUUCCUGCCGUUGCAGUGCGUGGGCUCACGUUGCUUUUGCGUGGACCACCAGGGGGCUCCCGCGAGUGCAGUCUCAGCGGGGGGUGUCGUAACCUGUCCCAACACGAGACCUCAGAAGCCUCCAUCCUCCUCAGGCCAGUGCGCGCGGGCGUUAGAGGCAGUGUCAGCAUUCAGACAGGAAGUGACAAACAUCAUUGCUGUCUCCAACUCCUCUCACAUCCCUGUGGGAUACGGCUUCCUAUUGUCUGAGGGUCUGCGUCUGACCGCCAAGGAGUUGCAGGUCGGCCAAUCAGAGGAGGUGCUGCGUGUUGCCGAUUGGCUAAUGAGUCACUCCAAAGCUGCUUUACGAUUGGCUGCCUAUUCCACCAUCCAGAUGUUGCUGCCUUCAGGACGUCGCACCUAUCAGAUGUUCAGUCCUCAGUGUGACACUGAUGGAGGCUGGCUCCCCACACAGUGUUACUCCAGCACAGGUCAGUGUUGGUGUGUUGAUGAAGAUGGCGAGUAUGUUCCUGAUUCGCUGAGCAGCCGCUCACUUCCUCUGGUCAAAUGUCUCACACGCUGUCAGAGAACUCAGACUCACUCGCUCCUGUCUGGUUGGACGAAAGGCUCUGACGUCAACGCCUCCAUGUCAUGGAACCGCCCACAGUGUGACAAGGAUGGUCGCUUCUCAGUGCUGCAGAAUGAGGGCACUACAGGCUGGUGUGUGAAUCCUCAGAGUGGGGAGACGAUACAGACUGCCACGCGGACCCCUGAUGGACAGCUCACAUGUCCCAGUUGGUGUGAGCUUCAGGGUCACCAGUGUCGCCCUGACGGCACCUUUGUCCCUCUCCAGUGUGAUGUGACGUCCUGCUGGUGCGUGUCCAAUGAUGGACAGGAAGUGGAGGGGACUCGAAAACUUCGACGAACAGGACGCACGCCUUCAUGUGACCGUCCCGCCUGUGCCAAUUUCACUAUCACGCACGGCACCCUGGUGUGCCGCCCUGCGCAAGAUGGCCGACAGAGCUGCGACCUCGUCUGUCAGCGUGGUUACCACAAUUCACUUCCUGUCCAAAGCUUCACAUGCGAGAUGGCUGGCCGCCAGUGGGAAGGAGACAACAAACCUCUGCCUGGAGCCUGCCAGAUCAGUCAGCCUGUACAGAAGUUGUCCAUGUCACAGCAGUGGACGAUGAGCAUGUCCUGCUCAGAGCUGCAAACGCUGCGCUCUCUGCUCUUCAACAACAUGACCAGCAGGGGGCUCUGCUCUGCUCAGCUGCCAGCUUCGGGACGCCAAGUGUCAUUGUGUGACGACUCGUCAGUGCGUGUACAUUGUGAUGGCAAAGGCGCAUUGAUGGUGACCAUCACCUGGACCGCCCUCCUGUCUGAUCUCCUGGCCCCGGACCUCCCUGACCUCCACGACACAGCGAGUCGUCUCCUGGAGGACUUUAAGCAGAUGGUAGCACAUGUCGACUUCAUGUCACAGCCUAUACUGCUUUCUGUGACCACGCCCACCUUGGGUUGUUCCCGUGGAUACCGCAUGAGUAAUGGUGGCGACGGCUGCGUCGUUUGUCCUGCCGGGAGUUACUCCACAAAGAGUGCAUGUCUUCUGUGUCCUGAGGGAACCUAUCAGGACAGAGAAGGGCAGGACUUCUGCAACAAGUGUCCCAAAGGCUCCUCGGCUGCUGGGUCAUUAUCUGUCAAUCAAUGUGUGACAGACUGUGAGAGGCGGGGCCUUCGCUGCUCUGACAGAGGCAACUUCCUGCCAGCGCAGCCUGACUUCCUGUCGGGCAGGUGGACCUGCUUUAACCGUGAGGGGGCUGAGCUUGACUGGACAAAGAGUGACACGCCCCUCACGGACGAGGAUUGCUCAGAGCUCAGCAAGUUCCAGGUUGUUCCCAAAUCAGAAGUGGUCUUUGGAGCUGAAGAUGCUGAAAUCCUGCAAAGGAUAACCUCUGACCUCAAAACGUGUGCUCAAGCGUGUGCAGUGGACACAUCCUGCCAUCAUGUGGCGUUGUCCAACAGCCAGUGUCAACUAUACAGCACACACCCCCUGAACACACACUGCAACACCUCCACCAAGGUCAGUAGCUUUCUGGGUAAUCCUCAGGCCGAGCUCUUUGAUUGGCUGAGGUGCUUCCCGAGAGUGAGGGGCGUGGCCUCCAAUGCACUCGUCAUCAGGAAGAGUGGGGCGGAGUCUACUACAGGCUUCACCAGGAUAGCGAUGGCCAAGGUGGUCUCGGGCGUGUUCAGGACUCAGGUAUUCGCAGACACCUCGCUCGAAGAGGCUCGUCGCUUUUGUGAGGUCGGCUGCCGCAAUGAGGCUUGCUGCGGCGGCUUUAUCCUCAACCAGAACAGCUUGAGUGGUGGUUCUGUGCUCUGCGGUUGGUUGAGAGAUCCCUCCAUCUUGAUGUGUGGCUGGCGCGACUGGGACGUGACCGGGCAAGGAGCUGCCAAUCGCAUUUGUGGGGUGGGACUUGUUUACAACGAGCAGCAGCGGAGCUUCCUGUUUGACUUUGGAGGACAAAACUUAACAAUCACUGAGUCUGCUCUGCCGGUGGACAGUAAGGACAAGAAGGACUACCAAGCGUCCAUUGUGACCUUCCAGGCCAUCUACCUGAAGACAGAAGAGUCGGCCGCCGCUUCCUGUGGUCUUGUCGCAGACUUGACUCAGCCUCUGGAUGGUUCAGUCCAAGGGAAGUUUGUGUCUCUGUCGGAAGAUGACGUCCUGGUGGAUCCUCAGAGGAAACUUCCUGCUCUAUCCUUCUGGAUCAACAAAAACCAGUACACUUCCCAACAGGCUUUGCUGUGGUGCCUCACACGCUGUAAUGACGAGCCUCGGUGCUCUGUGGCCGACCUGAGGGAUGCCGACUCGGCAGGUUUCUUCAGCUGUGUCCUGUUUGCCGACACCCGGGUAUGCGGCGCCUACGACACACCCCUCAGACGCCCCUGCCGCCCCCUGCUGGACAGGAGGCCCAACAACACCCACAGCAAGAUGGUGGAUCUUUCGGGACCAGUGAAGAGUUUCUAUCAGAGAAUUUCCUUCCAGAAGAUGGUCUCUUACUCAGUUCGCAGUCGCGUUACCAUGAAGGACACCACGCCGCUGACUGAAGGGUUUAAGGCUUGUGAGCGACGUUGUGAUGAGGACACUUGUUGCCGUGGUUUUGGCUUCAUCAAAGAUGGGAGCACAGGUGUUGUGUGUGUCUCUCUGAUCAGCCUCGGAGUCCAAACGUGUGGUGAAGACCAUAAGACCAACUGGAGGACACAAGACUGUAGACCCUCUGUAGUCCAGACCACACCAGACCCCUUUGGCUGGUACCAGAAACCGGUGAAUCAGUGGACUUCGUGUCCAGCAUUAUGCCCUGCUUUCAGCCUUCCAACCUUCCCAAACGUAUCCAUGGACAAGUGGAGUCUCCUCGCUGACUCAGCAGUUCUGCUGGACCCGUCCUUUCCUUCUUUUGACAUCAUCCACAUCAGCCGUGACAUCGCCGUCAACCCGGUCCAGACCAGAGAUUGGUGUCUUCAUGCCUGUCGUGAGGCGGAGUCCUGCGCUGCUGUCACUGUUGCCAGGACGGAUUCCGCCACUCGCUGUAUCCUCUAUCCCGAUACAACAGUGUGUGGGUUAAGCUCUACCCCAGACUCAGCAAGCACUGCCUACUCUUGCCGUCUGGUCAUCAGAGAGCCUUCCCCCGAAGUGUACCUGAGGAGAGCAUUGUCGCCCCCGGUUACAACUGUGGCCAUCCCGGGCCAUGGCAGCCUGCAGGGUGUCACUGUGGAAACGGCGUUUGGCCCAAACAGGAAGACGGUGAUUCAGUUCCUGGGAGUUCCGUACGCUCGCCCGCCAAUUGGAGCACUUCGCUUCGAAGAUGCGCAGCCACCUGAUUGGGCAGGGGCCUGGGAUGCCACCAAAUUGCGGCCCACGUGCGUCCAACCAGGUGACCUGGACACCAGUGAAGACUGUCUCUACCUCAACAUCUUCCGUCCUGUUGCCAUGAGGGGGCAUGUCCCAGUGCUGGUGUUCUUCUUCAACCCCUCAGCCAAUCAGAGCCGCGGAAUGUUGGAUGGCUCCACCCUGGCUGCCAUAGGCAACUUCAUCGUGGUAACGGCCAGCUACAGAACAGCAGCACUUGGAUUCCUGAGCACAGGUUCAUCCGGUCUUCGUGGCAACUAUGGUCUGUCUGACCAAGAGGCGGUGCUUCAAUGGGUUAAUGCCCACAUUCAUCUGGUGGGCGGAGACAAGAGCAGAGUAACUGUGGGGGCAGAGCGUGGCGGCGCUGACAUCAUCAGCCUUCACCUGCUGUCGCCCAUGCCUCUCUUCCAGCGAAUGCUGCUCAUGGGCGGUUCGAUCUUUUCUCCAUCAUCUGUCCAAAUGCCGUCUGCCGCCAGAGGGCAAGCGUUCCGUCUGGCCAAAGAGGUGAACUGUGUGACCUCUGAACCCGCUGGCAGUGACGAUGAGAUGGUGGCGUGCCUCAGAGCGACCCCUGUGCACGUGCUCAACGCCGCUCAGACAAAGCUACUGGCCACCAGCGGCCCCUUUCAGUCCUGGUCGCCAACCCGCCACACUGCCUUCCCACUGUCUCUCCACAGAGUGGACCUGCUGCUGGGGACAUCGGAACACGACGGCCUGAUCAGCCGAGCGCAGAGGAUAAAGGACUUUGAGGCUCUGCAGGGCCGUGCUGACGGGAAAACUGCGUUCUACGAAGCUCUGAGCCGCUCGCUGGGCGGAGCCAAAGAUAGUGAGCUGUUGAAGGAGGCGGCGGCCUGGUUCUACUCGCUGGACCACAGCCCCAACCCUGCCGGCUACAACCUGUUCUCCCGAGCGCUAGAUAACGCCACCAGAGACCUGUUCAUCAUCUGCCCCACAUUGCGCAUGGCAACGCACUUUGCCAACAGCAAUGCUAACGUCUUCCUGUAUCAUCAGCCCGCCGCCAGCACGCACAGCAGGGCUGAUGUUCUCGUCCCAUUGGAUGUUCAGCUGGUGUUUGGCGCGCCUCACCAGCCAAUCAGUUGGCAGCGAUUCACCCUGGGCGAGCGCCGCCUCUCGCUGGCUGCCAUGAGCUACGUGUCCAGCUUCGUCAAGACCGGGAACCCAAACCCGUCACAGCUUUGGUCGGCGUCAGCUCUGCCCCGCUGGGAUCCCGUCCUGUCAUCUGCGGCUCCGGCCACCUUCUUGGAGUUAAGCCCUGCCCUCAGUCAGCAGCGAGGCCCGCGUGAGAAAAGCUGCUCUUUCUGGAACAAUCUGGCUGGGCGACUGACAUCAGGGGCGGAGACUACUUUGAUGCCUGAGCUUCCAUUGGAUGCACCGUCCAGUCAGUCGCAAGCCAAGAAAGACACCUACAGCUGAAGCCACAACAUUAUCAUUCUGUGAUGUCAUUGCUCCUAAAAGCACAUGACCGCUUUUCAAUAAUCAAUAAAAUAAUCAAACUGCUGUCAUUGUCAUUUAC
Messenger RNA from Dunckerocampus dactyliophorus (ringed pipefish), 7365 nucleotides. It is a transcript of the gene tg, whose product is annotated as thyroglobulin. The coding region runs from base 141 to 7265 and encodes 2374 amino acids. NCBI's taxonomy places the organism in Eukaryota, Metazoa, Chordata, Actinopteri, Syngnathiformes, Syngnathidae. The transcript is spliced from 48 exons. Gene Ontology annotation, biological process: thyroid hormone generation. The record is from RefSeq and is a predicted model, not a curated record.